Messenger RNA from Ruditapes philippinarum (Manila clam), 451 nucleotides. RefSeq names its product transcription intermediary factor 1-beta-like. NCBI's taxonomy places the organism in Eukaryota, Metazoa, Mollusca, Bivalvia, Venerida, Veneridae. The transcript is spliced from 2 exons. The record is from RefSeq and is a predicted model, not a curated record. Gene Ontology annotation, molecular function: zinc ion binding. Bases 60 to 416 code for a protein of 118 amino acids.
ACCAAGUUAAAAAUUUGUAGGUAAACGAAAUCGAAACUAGGAGAACUAAAAUUACUAAAAUGGCAGAAGGAGGUGAAUACAGUAGCCCAGUGCUAGGCUCUGAUAUGAUAUUUGAGUACACGUGCACCCCAUGUGCUGAAGACGGCAUUAUUCAAGAAUCUCUGAAAUACUGCCCAGAAUGUAAAGAAUUUCUGUGUGAAACAUGUGUGAAUCAUCACAAAAAAGUGUCUGCAACGAAAAAACACAAGCUACAAGACAACGAUUUUCAACGUUGUGAGAAAGGUUCCGUUAACAACACAUCAGACGAAGAAAACAUGUUCAAAUGUCUCUACCAUCCAGACAGGGAUAUUGAGAUGUAUUGUGGUGAUCAUGAAAUGGUGUUCUGUGCUCUGUGUGUUGCUAAAAACCAUAGGUAAUUAAAUUUGAUCUCUUACUGGUACUUUCUAUCAUC